Messenger RNA from Kockovaella imperatae, 1155 nucleotides. RefSeq lists its product as hypothetical. The transcript is spliced from 2 exons. The record is from RefSeq and is a predicted model, not a curated record. NCBI's taxonomy places the organism in Eukaryota, Fungi, Basidiomycota, Tremellomycetes, Tremellales, Cuniculitremaceae. Bases 33 to 1103 code for a protein of 356 amino acids.
CCACGGUGGCGAUCCUGUACGGAGUUCAAAUCAUGAAUGCGAACAAAGGAAGUCCAUCCAAUUCUCAUAGCGUCACUUCCAAAAUCCUCUUCAACGUCUCCCUUCAAUACAUAUCACUUCUCAAUACCUCACUGAUCAGAGAACCUCAUCGCAGAGUACUAAUGUCUGCUUCAAGCAUAAACACUACUGAACAUGGAUCUUCGGUUGUCCCUCCCUCAGGUCGGUGGAGGCUUCUACAUAUCGGCGUUGCUGAUCUCCUAAUAGCCAAAAGACUAACGGUUUUGGUCACAUCCGACGUCAGGGGAGAUACCAAAAGGCUGAUUGCGAAGUUCUCGGGGACCGGGAAGGGCAAGUCUGAGCUGUAUCUCGCAAGCCAGGGCUUCAAGUCAGAAAAGUUCAAGAGCUUUGGAAAGGACUAUCCCUUUUCCAGACUUCUCCAGACUGUGGACAAAUUUCGCGACAUAGCUCAGGCACAGAAUGUGCAACCGGGUUAUUCUUUCUUGGACGCGGCCGGGAAUAUCAGCACGUUGAUCGACCCAAGAACUUGGCUGUUUUGCCCUCUGGACAGCGACCAGAACCCGUACACUAUCACAUUCUCUGAAGUGACAAGAAACGAAGCAGCCAGGCUACAAAGUGGGCCCCCCACAGAGCGCGACACAGGAGUUUCAGCUGUAACUCAUCUCAGCCCAGCGUCAGCUCAGCAGAGAACCAAUGACGAGGCAGUCAGUGUACAUGACCAGGUCUCGGAACCAACAGAUACAAUUUCGGAGCCAGCCGACGAACCAGGUGGAAAGGACAGUGACUACUUGGACGAUGGCCCGGGGGAAGACGAUGAUGAUUUUUUGGAAGACAGCGAUGGCUUAUCCUCGGAUGAGGCGAGCGGAGAGGCGGAGGACGAAGACAAGGAGGACUUGAAGAGAUCUCGUCGAUUGACGCGGACGGCUCAAGGCAAACGGAAACGCUCUCUGGUGUCUUCGCCUACUGAUAGUGAGUCAUCACUGCCUUCUGGACAUGACGUUAUCGUGCGAGGAUCUCGGGGGGACACAGACCAUUCAGAUAGCGAGCUGUCGGACCCUCCAGAGUCUCCAUACAAUCCGGCUUGAUCCACCGCGCUGCGAACGGCAUCCAUCCCCCUCUUCUUGUGUUAUCAAAGUC